This is a messenger RNA of Quercus lobata, 2707 nucleotides long. RefSeq names its product acetyl-CoA synthetase (gene ACS). The transcript is spliced from 19 exons. Bases 163 to 2463 code for a protein of 766 amino acids. NCBI's taxonomy places the organism in Eukaryota, Viridiplantae, Streptophyta, Magnoliopsida, Fagales, Fagaceae. The record is from RefSeq and is a predicted model, not a curated record. Gene Ontology annotation, molecular function: acetyl-CoA synthetase activity; AMP binding.
UCGCAGGCAGUUAAAACCAAAAUCACAGAGAGAGAGAGAGAGAGCAUGAAAACAAAAGCUGAUGGAUAAUGUCGAGAAAAUAGAUCACCAUAAUUAACAACUUCAAAAACUAUAGCAUUCCCCAGACCCACCGCUACUGGGUCUCUCAUUCUCAUACCGGAGAUGGGUCCACAAGCACAGUUUUGUUAUAAUAACGUUUUGAGUGUGGGAGCUUUUUCUCUUCCUCCUCCUACGGUAGCCAGCUCGUUCCACCAAAAUUCAGUACCGUUCUCUUGUAAGUCCAAUAGCUAUUGUUGCGGCAAAUAUUGGCUGUCCAGAUCUGAUAGCAACAGCAGAUCAAGCGGUGUGAGGAGAAUGGCUUCUUCUUCGCCUAUAAAGACCUCGCAUCAUCGUCUGCGGCAUGUGGAUUCAAUGACGAUUCUACCGUCGGGUGCUGGCAGGAUAUCGCAUUUGAACGCCGCCAUCUUGGGUGAAUCCUUGGCUUCUGAAGAGAAUGAUCUCGUCCUUCCCAAUGACCAAUUCUCUUCUCAGGCUCUCGUCCCAUCUCCCGAAAAGUAUGUGGAGAUGUAUAAGAGAUCAAUUGAGGACCCUGCUGGAUUUUGGUCCGAUAUUGCGUGGUCAGAGUUUUACUGGAAAGAGAAAUGGGGUCAGCAAGUGUUUUCUGAGAAUCUUGAUGUCCGGAAAGGCAAUAUUAGUAUUGAGUGGUUCAAAGGUGGUGUAACCAAUAUUUGCUACAAUUGCUUGGAUAGAAAUGUUAAAGCUGGAAAUGGGGACAAAAUUGCCAUUUACUGGGAAGGCAAUGAGCUUGGUGUUGAUGGCACUUUGACGUACACUCAGCUUCUACAGAGUGUUUGCCAGCUUGCAAACUACUUAAAGGAUGCUGGGGUUAAAAAAGGUGAUGCAGUUGUGAUUUAUUUGCCAAUGCUAAUGGAACUUCCAAUUGCAAUGCUCGCAUGUGCUCGCAUUGGUGCCGUUCACUCGGUUGUAUUUGCUGGAUUUUCUUCUGAAUCUCUUGCCCAAAGAAUUGUAGACUGCAAACCUAAAGUUGUGAUUACUUGCAAUGCUGUUAAAAGGGGUUCUAAGGUUAUCCCCCUCAAAGGCAUAGUUGAUGCUGGCCUAACUGAAUCAGCCCGAAAUGGAAUAUCUGUAGAUGUGUGCUUAACCUAUGAAAACCAAUCAGCCAUGACGAGGGAAAGUACUAAUUGGCAAGAAGGAAGAGAUAUAUGGUGGCAGGAUGUUGUUCCUAAGUAUCCAACUACUUGUGAGGUGGAAUGGGUUGAUGCGGAGGAUCCACUUUUUCUGCUCUAUACUAGUGGGAGCACCGGAAAGCCAAAGGGUGUUCUCCAUACAACUGGAGGAUAUAUGGUGUAUUCCGCAACAACGUUCAAGUAUGCAUUUGACUACAAACCGUCCGAUGUCUACUGGUGUACAGCUGACUGUGGUUGGAUUACUGGGCACAGCUAUGUUACUUACGGACCACUGCUAAAUGGAGCGUCAGUUGUAGUCUAUGAAGGGGCUCCAAAUUAUCCUGAUUCUGGACGCUGUUGGGAUAUUGUUGACAAAUACAAGGUGACUAUAUUCUAUACCGCACCCACAUUGGUGCGGUCCCUCAUGCGUGAUGGUGAUCAAUAUGUUACCCGUUACUCGAGGAAAUCCUUACGGGUCCUUGGAAGUGUUGGCGAGCCUAUUAAUCCAAGUGCAUGGAGGUGGUUUUACAAUGUAGUUGGAGAUUCAAGGUGCCCUAUAUCUGACACCUGGUGGCAGACUGAAACUGGUGGCUUCAUGAUUACUCCAUUACCAGGUGCUUGGCCUCAGAAGCCUGGUUCUGCUACUUUUCCUUUCUUUGGGAUUCAGCCUGUCAUAGUGGAUGAGAAGGGUGUUGAGAUUGACGGUGAAUGCAGUGGGUAUCUAUGUGUGAAGGGCUCAUGGCCAGGGGCAUUCCGUACACUUUAUGGUGACCAUGAAAGAUAUGAAACAACAUACUUCAAGCCAUUCCCUGGCUAUUAUUUCAGUGGUGAUGGCUGCAGUAGGGACAAGGAUGGAUACCACUGGCUUACUGGAAGGGUUGACGAUGUUAUCAAUGUUAGUGGACAUCGUAUUGGCACAGCAGAAGUUGAAUCUGCUCUAGUCUCUCAUCACCAAUGUGCAGAAGCUGCCGUGGUUGGUGUUGACCAUGAGGUUAAAGGACAGGGUAUCUAUGCAUUUGUUACUCUUGUGGAGGGUGUUGAAUACAGUGAAGAACUCCGGAAAAGCCUCAUACUCACAGUCCGGAAUCAGAUAGGAGCCUUUGCAGCACCUGACAAAAUACACUGGGCACCUGGUCUUCCAAAGACAAGGAGUGGAAAGAUAAUGAGGAGAAUUUUGAGAAAAAUUGCUUCCAGGCAGUUAGAUGAGCUUGGGGACACUAGCACACUUGCAGAUCCAAAUGUGGUUGAUCAGCUUAUUGAACUCGCGGAUCGCUGAAGCUCCACACUUGUAAUGUGGGAGGUACCCUCAUCAGGACUAUAUUCAGUCAUGUUACAGGCUCUCGCGAUUUUCCUUUUCCUUUUUUUUUUUUUUUUUUUUUUUUUUUUUAAUGAUAAGAGGCUCUCACGAUAAUUUGUUAUUUGAGCAAUAGAAAGAAGACCCCUUAAUAAUACGCAUUCAUAUAUUUGGAUUUUUUUUUCAAACAUUUGGGGUGUUAAUUUAUCUGUCCUCCUUUAUCUGA